Anarrhichthys ocellatus (wolf-eel) is the source of this 835-nucleotide messenger RNA. RefSeq names its product RNA polymerase II subunit D (gene polr2d). Bases 267 to 698 code for a protein of 143 amino acids. Gene Ontology annotation, biological process: DNA-templated transcription initiation. Lineage: Eukaryota; Metazoa; Chordata; Actinopteri; Perciformes; Anarhichadidae. Gene Ontology annotation, molecular function: nucleotide binding. Gene Ontology annotation, cellular component: RNA polymerase complex. The record is from RefSeq and is a predicted model, not a curated record. The transcript has 4 exons.
CAUGAAGCGGAAGUGAUAGCUUGUCCGUGUGUUUGUGUAGCUACAGACUCUGUGAGCUAGAACCUGGUCCGGGAUUUAACUAGAACCUGGUCCGGGAUUUAACGGAUCCACAGAGUUCCCCUCCGACUGCCGGGAGCCUCCGGUAGUCCGUGUUCGUCCUCCUGUACCGGUACCGGCUGCUGGUGCUGCUGUCUGCCGCUGUCGGUCCCCUCUGAUGCCCGCGGACCGUUAGCUGUUAGCUGUUAGCUGGUGUUGUUCUGAGUGUCAUGGCGGCGGGAGGCGGCGCGGCUGCUGCUGUUGGAGACGUAGAAGAAGACGCGUCUCAGCUGCUGUUUCCUAAAGAGUUCGAGAGCUCAGAGACUCUCCUGAACUCGGAGGUCCACAUGUUGCUGGAGCACCGGAAGCAGCAGAACGAGAGCGCCGAGGACGAGCAGGAGCUCUCUGAGGUCUUCAUGAAGACCCUGAACUACACGGCCCGCUUCAGCCGCUUCAAGAACCGGGAGACCAUCACCGCCGUGCGCAGUCUCCUGCUGCAGAAGAAGCUCCACAAGUUCGAGUUGGCCAGUUUAGCUAAUCUGUGUCCAGAAGCUGCCGAAGAGGCCAAAGCCCUGAUCCCCAGUCUGGAGGGUCGGUUUGAAGAUGAGGAGCUGCAGCAGAUCCUGGACGACAUCCAGACCAAAAGAAGCUUCCAGUACUGAGACCAGGUCCAAACCCCGCCCCUCUCCUUUUUUUUAAGCAUCCCGAUCUGAUUGGUCGUGAUCAUAUGAGCUGAUGACAUCACUCAGCUGCUGUUCGCUGUGUUUCUGUCACAAUAAACUUUACUUUGUCUUUUUUA